Molecule: messenger RNA, 3415 nt
Organism: Pleuronectes platessa (European plaice)
Lineage: Eukaryota; Metazoa; Chordata; Actinopteri; Pleuronectiformes; Pleuronectidae
Product: nuclear factor 7, brain
Exons: 6
Coding region: 831-2243 (470 amino acids)
Molecular function (GO): protein binding; zinc ion binding
Source: RefSeq, a predicted model, not a curated record
AAAAAAGUUUAACUGCAGAAUCGCGUUUUAGAAUCAGUGUCUUCUACAUUGGAUCAGUCAUUUAACGUAAAACUAUAAACUAUAGUCUGGCAAUGGUGAAUCAUUAGUCCAUGAGAGUGGUUCCUAUUAUUAUAUCGAUUAUAUUCUUGACCUGAAAAAUGAGUUCAGAGUGUACUGUUGAAGGCUAUGACGAAAUCUGUGGCUGCUCUGAGCUGGUUUAUCCUGUUCAGGUGGAACCUCACCUACAAGACGUCAGAAACCACCUGAACACCUCUGGAGAGCAGUGCAGCAAUGUCACACUUACACUCACUUCACUGAUGCAAGCAAUCAGCUGCAGCAUUUUGUUUUCACCCAAACACAUCCUUUGUUUAAAUAGUCAGUGGCCAAACCUGUUGGAAUCGAUAAACAGCCGGAGGGGUUUGUCAGUGUGUGCAGCCCCGGAGCUGUUGACACGGACGUCAACACUGAAACAUUCACAUUCGUAUCCAGAACGCUUGCAUUCCGAAACAGGCUCUGAGUUACUGACCAGUUUUAAGCGCUCCGAAAAAGCUGACCAAUGGGGCUUUAUUUCCUGUUCCCGUGCUCCGCCACAUACAGUGUGUCUCACUCUGCCACAUGAUUUAAGUUACUCCCACCGAAGUCAUGCACAGGAAAAACCAAGAGCAUUUAGUGAAGAACAAUAGAGAGGUGGUUGGUGCGCUGUGAGGCUCUCGUGAGGCAAGUUUUGACGAGGCACUCUGUGUUAUGGUGGAACAGAGGAAUCACUAAGGGCGUCUGCUGCUGUGAACCGUGGAUUAACUGUAUCUGUACAUGACGAGGGGGGGGCGAUCAUGUCACUGCCGGAGGACGACCUGACCUGCCCCGUGUGCUGCGACAUCUUCACGGACCCGGUCCUGCUGUCAUGCAGCCACAGCUUCUGCAGGAUCUGUCUGAAGCGCUGCUGGGAGACGUGCUCACGUGAGUGUCCGGUGUGCAGGAAAAGAGCCACCAAGUCCAGUCCCCCCACCAACCUGGCUCUGAAGAACGUCUGCGAGGCUCUGCUGCAGGCCAGGAGCCAGGCGUCCGCGGCACUGGACGAGGAGACGAACUGUACCCUGCACGGGGAGAGGUUGAAACUGUUCUGUCUGGUCGACCAGCAGGCGAUCUGUGUCGUGUGUCAGACGUCUAAACUUCACAAGACCCACGACUGCUCGCCAAUAGAAGAGGCCGUGCUGGAUUGUAAGGAUGAACUUGCUUUAACCCUCAAACUCUUGCAAGAUAAAGUGGACAGCCUCAUAGAAAUUCAGCGGACCUCCAAGGAUAUCUCAAAGUACAUCAAGAAUCAGGCGCUGGAAACGCAGAGACUGAUCAGGAGUCAUUUUGAGCAGCUGCGUCAGGAGCUCUGUCAGGAGGAGUCGGCCAGAUUAGCAGCCGUGAAGCAAGAAGAACAGGCGAAGAUCACGGGGAUGAAGGAUAAGAUCAAGGAACUGUCCGCAGAAGUGCUGUCCCUCACCGAGACCAUCUCCGUCAUACAGGAGCAGCUGCAAGAAGAGGAUAUGGUUCUGUUGAAGAAUUUUAAAGCCACCCAGGAAAGAAGUGAAAGCACUGUGCUCGGUUCAGACAACAUGUCUGGAUUACUGAUUGACGUGACCAAUCACCUCUGCAACCUCAAGUACAGAGUGUGGGAGAAGAUGCUGGACCACAUUGAUUACACUCCAGUGACUUUGGACCCAAACACAGCGCACCCCUGCCUCAUCCUGUCUGACAGCCUCACUUCCCUCCACUACGCAAAGCAGUCCGGCGGCUGCCCUGACAACCCGGAGCGCUUCCACAUUAGCGCUGAGGUGGUAGCCAUGACUCCGCUUGGUUCAGGAAGUCACCACUGGGUUGUGGAGACAGGAAGUAAUCAGGACUGGAUUCUGGGCGUGGCCUCUCUGUCCGCGCCCCGGAACGCUGAAGUCUCUGCUCGGCCGGAAAAUGGCUUCUGGACUUUGUGCUUCCGGGACGGAGAGUUCAGGGCGAUGACUUCCCCGCCCACCCCGCUGACACUCUCAAGGACGCCGAAACAAAUCAAAGUGCAACUGGAUUACAACAAAGGGACAGUGUCUUUUCUGGACCCUGCUGACAACACAGUCAUUUGUGUAUUUACCCACACGUUCACCGAAACUUUACUUCCAUAUUUCUACACACAGAGCAGUCAUCCACUUAAAAUAAUGCCAGAGAAGGUACUUGUCACAAUGUUGCGUCAAGAACUGACUGAAUGAAUAACUUGUUGUGUAAAAAACACAACCUCAGGCCAGAGAUGAAAUGGUUUGGUGGUCAUGGUAAUGUCUUUCACGGACAACAAGGAAAAUAUUCUUUAUCGGAAUCAUUUUGCUGCUUCCAAAUCUUUGGCUCUAGUCAGUCAAGUUUGACAUGUGGGGAAAGGGCUAGCCAGGCUCUUCCAAGGUUCCGCCCUACAUCACCUCUGAAACGCCCUCAUUAACACAUAUUUAGUUUUAUAAAUAAUAUUAUGCACUUUUUAAGAUUUCUAAAGUUAUGUGCAUUCAUAAAAAGACAUGAAAAAGUGACAGUAAAGGUAGAAGAAAAGAAAAAAAGGGAAAAUUAUAGACAUGUAUGUUACAAUACAAGGGUACAAAAACUGAAGUGCACAAUCCACUGUUCAGCAGGGGUAAGUGGUUGGGGCAUGUAACCUAUAAAAACUGCUUUAUAGGUGCUGUGCGGGGUAUUUUCUUACCUUUGGAGAGAUCUGUGUUCGCCCAGUUUCCAGUCUUCAUGCUAAGCUAACAUAAACUUCACUUACACACUGUAGCUAUAGGGGUGAGGUUUUUAUAUUGUGCAUAAUCCAUAUUAAAUUGGAAUGGGAUAGAGGAGAGUUUUUUGUUGCCUGUCCAGCAUCAUGCACCAUAAUAAAUGGAAUCAUAUCAUGCAUGAAACACACAUGUAAACCUGUUUCACUGUUCCAGUGGAAAUACAUGUCUUACCAAAGUCUAACAUUCACACUUACCCUAAAAAGUCUUAACCCUCAAACCUGUCCCUACACACAUGUGGGGACCUCAACCUUAAGAGUCCCCAUGGAUCAGUGUGCAUUCAGGUUCAAGUCCCCACCAGGAUAUAAACAAAACGAACAAACACACACGCACAUACCUCAUUUUUGUAGUUGCAUGUUUGGUUUUCCAGUUACAUUCCAACUUCAUGAAGUAGCAGGUCACUGGUGAAAAUCUGUUUUAUUCUGGAGGGAUUUAAUAUGGUACAGUUUAUUAGUCUGUUGUGUACACAUGGUGGCGCCAAAGCCAAGCAAGUAUUUUUGAAGGAUUUCCGUACAUUUGAGAGAGCAGCUUGGAAACCAGCAAAGUUAUUGUAACAAGAGAAAAUAAUUUUGAAGAACAAAAUAAAUUUAUUAUAAAUGAAAUAAAAAAAAGAUUAACUUGUUUCA